This is a messenger RNA of Emys orbicularis (European pond turtle), 427 nucleotides long. It is a transcript of the gene RNASEK, whose product is annotated as ribonuclease K. The transcript is spliced from 3 exons. The record is from RefSeq and is a predicted model, not a curated record. Gene Ontology annotation, molecular function: RNA endonuclease activity. The coding region runs from base 53 to 349 and encodes 98 amino acids. Gene Ontology annotation, biological process: nucleic acid metabolic process. NCBI's taxonomy places the organism in Eukaryota, Metazoa, Chordata, Testudines, Emydidae.
CCAGACGAGGAGGCUCCGCGCCGCCCGCCCGCUGUCCCCCUCCGGCCCGGCCAUGGCCUCCUUGCUCUGCUGCGGGCCCAAGCUGGCCGCCUGCGGCAUCGUGCUCAGCGCCUGGGGCGUCAUCAUGCUGAUUCUCCUGGGGAUUUUCUUCAACGUUCACUCGGCUAUUCUCAUCGAAGACGUUCCCUUCACAGAGGAAGAUUUCAAGGACGGCCCAGAGAAGAUUCACCGUCUCUACGAGCAAGUCAGCUACAACUGCUUCAUCGCGGCCGGGCUGUACGUGCUGCUCGGGGGCUUCUCCUUCUGCCAGGUCCGGCUGAACAAGCGCAAAGAGUACAUGGUGCGCUAGGACCCCGCCGGGGACAGCCGCCCCCCCUGGACCCGCCAUGCCCCUCUAUUUAUUACAGCCCCUCCCUGGCGCCCCCUU